Messenger RNA from Xiphophorus maculatus (southern platyfish), 4051 nucleotides. It is a transcript of the gene ntng2a, whose product is annotated as netrin G2. The record is from RefSeq and is a predicted model, not a curated record. The transcript is spliced from 14 exons. The coding region runs from base 224 to 3601 and encodes 1125 amino acids. Lineage: Eukaryota; Metazoa; Chordata; Actinopteri; Cyprinodontiformes; Poeciliidae.
AAGUGAGGAUGAGGAGGAUUAAAGAGGAGGAAGAGUCCAGGAGGAGAUAAAGGGACAGCAGGAGGUGCAGGAGGAGUUGGUACCUGAGAGGAACCGACAGGUCCGUUGUUUUCCUGGCGACCUCUGACCCCAGCCCAUCAUGAUGACCCGGUCCAGGUAGAGGAGGCGGAGCCUGAGAAUGAGGCAGCUGAUGAACUUCCUGCCUGACUGACUCAGAUGCACCAUGCCCCCCCCCCUGCUCUUCAUCAUCAUCAUCAUCUCUCCGUCCUCCUCUCAGCCCAGCGGCCCAUUGGACGCCUGCAGCCUGGGGGCGGGGCCAGGACGGCAGGCCCUCCCCUGUCAGCCCCCCCCCACCAACAUGAAGGAGUUCAUGCAGAUCAGAGUCGACCCCCCUGGCAUCACCUGUGGAAACCCCCCAGAGAGGUUCUGCACUCUGGAGAACCCGUACCUGUGCAGCGACGAGUGCGACGCAUCCAGUCCUGACCUGUCUCACCCUCCUCAGCUGAUGGGAGACAGGGAGAGGGGGGGGCUCAUCACCUAUUGGCAAACCAUCACCUGGUCCAGGUAUCCUGAGCCCCUACUGGCUAACAUCACUCUGUCAUGGAACAAGAGUCUGGAGGUGGCUGAUGACAUCAUCAUUACCUUUGAAUACGGGAGACCGACCAGCAUGGUGCUGGAGAAAUCCAUGGACAAAGGUGCAACAUGGCAGCCAUAUCAGUACUAUGCUGACGACUGCCUCGAGGCCUUCGGCAUGUCACCUAAACAAGUUUCUGACUUGGCGCCGACCAACCUAACCCGGGUCAUCUGCACUGAGAAGUACUCCGGCUGGGUUGGGGCCAAGGAGGAGAAGAACGUGGUGUUUGAGGUGCGAGCCCGAUUUGGUGUGUUCGCUGGGCCAAAGCUUAUCAACAUGGAUGCCCUUUACAUCCGGAUGGAGACGAUGAAGGGUCUCAGAGACUUCUUCACCUUUUCCAACCUCCGUCUGCGGCUCCUCCGCCCUGCUCUAGGAGGAACCUACGUCCAGAGAGACAACCUACUAAAGUACUUCUACGCCAUUUCCAACAUUGAUGUACCUGCCAGGUGCAAAUGCAACCUACAUGCAUCUCGCUGCGUGCUGCGGCAUGCCACUCUACAGUGUGAAUGCGAGCACAACACCAGCGGACAGGACUGCCAGCGCUGCAGGGGGGGCUUCAGGUCCCGCAGCUGGAGACCGGGAUCCUACCUGCCCCUGCCCAGAGGCGCCGCCAACACCUGUGAAGCAGCAGGAAGCGCGGUUGCAGCUUCUGAUGGACCAGAUGGAGAAGCUGACAUCACGACCUCUGCCCCUGACAGCAGCACCAAGCCUGACCUGAACGCUGCUGUUUGGACAUCGCCCGCUCUGACUGACGAUACUUUCGCUGGCAGCCAAACUCUUCCGGACAGAACCGUGUCCAGCUCCUCUACCACCACUGACAGCAUUUUGUCCAUAUUUUACUAUUCACUGGGUACUUACACAACCACAGGAAGUGCUCUUACUCUACCAGGUGCAGCCAGAAAUUCGAUUGCCACUGACCCACAGAGUGUCACUGCUGCAGAGACAAGUACUGCCACUGAUAGUCCAAUUAUGACUGAUACCCCUGUAUUUGGUAGGACUAGCACUAUAUCCAUGACUGACAUGAGCAGUACUCCGUACUACACCAGUACUACAAAUUCUGUGAUGGCCGUAGAUGUUAUCACAACAUCUGAGAGUAGUACUGUAGUUUUUACUGCUGUGAGUAGUACUCGUAGUGCUAGUAAUGCUGCUACAACAGGACCUCCAGCAGACAUCCGUUCAUCCGUCGGUACCGCCCAGGGGAAAGUUACCAACAGUCCCAGUAGCACCAUUAGCAGCUACAGUGUAGCCAGUAAUAGCUUCACAAUCUCAGCCAACACCAGGAACUUGGAGGAGUCUAAGAGUAGCUCAGUGACACCACCCUUUGACUCCACCUUUUCUGGGACUGGUAAUACCGACUUGGUGACCAGAGUCACUCCACCUUCUGUUUUUGUAGCGUCAUCAACCAGGGCCCAGAAUCCAGCAACCAUUCCAGAAAUCACUCCACCCAGUGAACAGCUGUCUUCAGGGGAUGCUCUGUCAACUGGAACUACUCCAACCUCUCAGGAAGGAGACGCUCCACCUUCAGCCAGAGUUGACACUACGUCUGUUUCUCCAGAUAUUCUAGUCAAUCCAUUGCCCCCUCCAGAUGUCCCAUUAGAUGUAGCAAGUCUUCCUGAAGAAGCAAAACCCAUUUUAAAAGCCCAGAGUAUGCUUCAUCCCAUGGAACCUCCUGAAGAUGUUCGCUUUUAUGUACCUUCAGUUUUACCACCUUCAGACGUUCCACCAGGCACCCUGUCAUCUAAAGCUCAAGAAACUGCAACUGAUUUGCUGUCUUCUGAGUUACUUCUGCCAAAGGAAUCUCCUCCUCUAGGAUCUACUUUAAAAAUACCUCCAGAAACAUUCUCCUCUAGAGAUUCUGACAGUUCGAUGGCUGUAUCUUCUCCUGAUUCAGUUUCAGAUAUACCUUUUCCUGACUUCCCUUCUCAUAAUAAACCUCCAGAAACACCUCCUCCAGAUCUAGAGUCCUCUAGGACUCCUGGCGCUUUGACAGAUGCAUCCCUUCCCUCACUAACUCCACCCAAAAUUCCCCUUUCAGCUCCUGGGGCUGAUGUAGAGCCAUCGGCUCCCUCUGGGGGAGAAUUGGAAUUGAAUCCAGGUUUUGAAACCUUGGAUCAAUCUAAACCCAAUGCUAAUCUAGGUGUGGAUGAAUCACUACAAAAUCCAAUGUCUAGUUCAGAACAAGCCUCCGUUGUUGAUCCUGCAACCCAACAAGAAGAAAAGUAUUCUGUGGUGGAAGCAGCUCAGCCAUCCGAAGAAUCGGCAUCUGGAAAAAAGGAGUCUAAAGAAGAAAGGACAGAUGGAAGAGAGAUCAAAGGAGUCGCCAUUUCCAAAGAGGAGGAGAAAGGCUUUGAGAAGAAAGCAAUCCAGAAGAUUCUGAUUCCAGGGGGACCAAAGUCCACUCAGCUGUCCAAAAUCAUUUACAUCAACUUCCAGGACUGCGAGUGUAACGGUCACUCCAACCGCUGCAGCUACAUCGACUUCAUCAAUGUGGUGACGUGUGUGAGCUGCAAGCACAACACCCGAGGACAGAGCUGCCAGUACUGCCGCCUCGGUUACUAUAGAAACGCCUCGCUGCCACUGGAUGACGACAACAUCUGUGUGGAGUGCGACUGCGACCCGGAUGGCAGCGCGUCUCCUCACUGCUCUGACUUGGGUUUGUGUCGCUGUAAAGCUGGAGCCACCGGGCGGCGCUGUGACUCCUGCGUGUCUGGGUUCACCUGGCGAGGAGGCGGAGCCGGCUGCACAGAGAACGUCUGCGACUCGGAGCGGCUGCUCUGCCAGAACGGCGGCACCUGCGUCGACUUUCUGCGCUGCACCUGUCCAGGCAACUCCACAGGUCAGUUCUGCGAGCGGAGCGUCUGCACGAAGAAGAGCGGCUGCACUACGAACUCAAAGGGCUCCUCCCCCUUGGUGACAUCACAACUUCAUCUGGUGACCUUCAUCCUAAUCAGCUACACCAUCAGCUGACCAUGCCCCGUUACAGACCACACCCACUAUGACAUCACAGGCAGGUGGGAUAAAGAUAAUUGGUCCUGAUUAAAAGCUAAUAAUCAUUAUUUUUUCUGCAGUAUGACAGGAAGUGACAUCACCCUUUAUUCUCAACUGUUGCACCUGUCAGGUGACUCUUUAGUGUUGAAUAGCAAAGAAACCAUCAAAAACCCAAGACUGAAUACAUCUCACUUCCAACAUGAACACUACAUUACCCAGAAUGCUCCUGUGUCCCACAGCGGUGAGGAAAAUGGGGCGGCACUGCGAUGAUGAAGGCGGAGCUUCAGCUGCUCUGAAACACUUCCUGCUGCUGGCGACACGCCGAUAAUCCCAGGAAUCCAUUCCUCUGACGACGGAUGAAAAAUGUCAGAAUAAGUCCAAAAAUUACGGAAAAACAGGAAGCAGACAGGAAGGAAACAGGAAGCAGAC